UGUUUGUUUUUUUCAUACUUCGGAUUCUGUGAGGAUCAAGAAAUUUCUGCAGUCUAGGGUUUUCUGAAGGGGAUCGAUAAUCAAAUUCGGCCCGGAAUUUGAUCGGAGUGGGUGCGCAAUCGAUCGGAGGAAUAUGUGGCAUGAGGCGCGGAGGUCGGAGAGGAAGGUGCACGACAUGAUGGACGCUGCUCGGAAGCGCGCUCAGCGCCGGGCAAUAUACCUCGCCAAGAGGCGCGGCGAUCCCCAGCAGUCGAUACAAGCAAUUGGAUCUCGAUGCCGCAUCCACCGCGAUGACGCUCUCUACCAAGCCACGCAGGAUCAGCAGGGCCUGAUACCGUGGAAUGGGAAGCAGGAUGUGUUGAUUGACAGAUUUGAUGGCCGCGCUCUACUAGACUUUAUUCGAGAUAGUAGUUCACGUCGAUUUCGGGUUCCAGAGAAAACUGAGGAAGAGGAAGAGUUAGAAGAAUUUGUUAAUUUUGAGCGUUACCGGGAUUUAAUUAAGCAUCGGCGCAGAGGAUUUACUGAUGAGGAUGGCUUACAGUAUGUUGACCAAGAGAUGGAAGCUAAGAUAACAGCAGCCCUGGGAGCAGACAGCAGACCUCAUGUGGCGCAACCUCAACCAAAUAAGGGGUUAUAUUCUCAAGUUGGUUUCUCAUAUGAUGGAGAUGGACACGAUGAUCAAGGUUCUGAUGGUGAGGAAGAGGAUGAAGAAGAUGAGGAAGAGGAAGAAGAUUUUAACAGUGAUGACAGUAAUGAUGAAGCAAUGGAAUCAAUUGCCAAAGAUUUUGGUGUGAGGAGAUAUGGGUGGCUGGUAUAUAUGGAUAAAAAGGCUAAAGAGGAGGCUCGAAAACAGAAAGAAGUUAUAAAAGGCGACCCUUCUAUUCGGAAACUGAGCCGCAAGGAAAGAAGGAAGGCCUCGCAGAUGGAAAGGGAAAGGGAAAGAGAAGCUGCCCGAGUUACUGGAACUAGAGUUCUUCGCCAUGAUCCUUACCGGGAUUCUAGGAGAAGCCCUACUUAUGAAGCUUACCCACGUUCUAGAAGGUCAAGAUCGAAAUCUCGAUCUCGCUCUCCACAAUCCAGGCGCUAUUCACGUGGAGUUCAGCCUGAUGAUGCCCAUCGAAGCAAGGAUAGUACUCCUCAGAUUGAAUAUAUUACUGAAUUUGGGGGAUCCGGUGAUGGGGAUGGACCAAAGCUCGAAGGAUAUUCUCCACCUCCAUCUCCUCCAUCCCAAGUUGCUGCAUUGAAUCGGCCAUCAUCUGGUCGAAUACUUGAGGCCCUCCAUGUAGACCCCGCCUCUGGAGUAUCCCUUGAUAAAGAUAGAACCACUGCACAAUUGAAAACACCAACUAGUGUUGGCAGUGCUUCCUCGGCAUUAGCGAAAUUGAGCAAAGGUGCCAGCAGUGGGAAUUUCUCUAAGCAACCGGGCGAGAAGAAGGAAACACCUCAAGAACGCCUUAAACGGAUCAUGAACAAACAACUAAACAAACAAAUUAAGAAAGACACGGCAAUAGAAAUGGCCAAGAAACGAGAGCAAGAGCGGCAGAGGCUUGAGAAACUCACUGAAACAAGCCGAUUUGGUCGGCGACGGAGUCGCAGCCGAAGUAGAAGUUACAGCCGCUCUCCUAGACGGUACAGGGGCGGCAGCCGAAGCCCGAGCCCGAGCAGGAGCCGUAGAAGCUCACGAAGAUAUGGCUCCCGGUCUUGGUCUCGUUCUCGCUCUCCGUCUCCCGCCAGAUCUCCAUCCCCACGGGGAACUAGACGGUCGAGGCAUUAAACAGCGAUGGCGUCACCCUAUAGAAAAUUUGGCUCGGCUCGGCUCAGUUCAGCUCAGCUUGGUAGAAAGAGGGAAGAAUAUGAUUGUUGUUUGGAUGUGUUGUUUUCUUGCAGUAUGAACAUACUUCACCUGCUCUGUGUUUGCUUGCUAUUAUUACAAGGCUAGGCUAUUUCUUGUCGUUUGUCUCCCAAUCUUUUAAUGGUCAUUUAAAAAAGAAAAAGGUGAUAUUUUA
Molecule: messenger RNA, 2006 nt
Organism: Andrographis paniculata
Lineage: Eukaryota; Viridiplantae; Streptophyta; Magnoliopsida; Lamiales; Acanthaceae
Exons: 13
Coding region: 134-1774 (546 amino acids)
Source: RefSeq, a predicted model, not a curated record